AUGUGGUCAGAACAUGGCGGCACUCAGAUCAAGGGCGGUUACAUGCUGCGAUACAAAAGAAAAUACCUGUGGAAUUCCUGGUCGGAGGAGUGGGUGGUACUCUAUGAUGACUCCACGAUGGCAUGGUUCAAGGACGCUUCAGGGAAAUGCCUAGCCACACAAAAACAUCUCGUCAAGGAGAGUCCAGAAAUGUUGGCGAUUUCAACGUGGACCGGCCAGGUUCCGAAGCGACCAGCCCUUCCGCCUGGAGCGAGAUUGUCCCAGUUAAUGGCAUUAGGUUCUAGAAGAGACCCAGGCAACGUUGUGUGGAUGCUCGCAAAAUCCGAUACUGAGAUGAGGGAGUGGGUGUCUGCAAUAUCUAAAACUCUACCGCCACCGCCGCACAUCGAGUUGGUGAUGUCGAUGCCGUAUAUUCGCACUGCCUUCAAGAAGCCUACGGUUAGAGUUAGACCUACGUCAUCGGAGAUGUACACAAGAAGCACACGUAGUGCUUUAACCGCUCUAGAUGGACGCGGACUGGUGGCAGUCAUCAAGAGACAGGUGCCACUGGCGGGGCAGUUAGACCACGAGCUCGCGUGGGGACAAGGCUGGGGGUGGGUGACGUUGCCCAACGGCGUGUGGAGCGGACCGUUGGCGGGGAAGCUGGGCCACGAGCUGGCCUGGGGCCAAGGAUGGGGCUGGGCGACGCAGCCCAACGGCGUGUGGAAUGGACGUCUCAUGUGGUCACAGGAGGGUGAUGACUUUGCACUCCACGCGAUGCCAAUCAUGCACCACACCAAUGUGUCGCAGGCGUGCUCAGUGCUCGAUGGGGUGACAGCCUACGAGGCCUCAGCCUACGAGCAGGCACUUGCAGAGUACGACGACACAGCCACUACCUCCGAUGACUGGGACUUUGGAGUCGACUGCGGUGAUUUCAUGAUGUAA
This is a messenger RNA of Parnassius apollo (apollo), 924 nucleotides long. The record is from the annotation of a GenBank genome assembly. NCBI's taxonomy places the organism in Eukaryota, Metazoa, Arthropoda, Insecta, Lepidoptera, Papilionidae.